Molecule: messenger RNA, 975 nt
Organism: Ylistrum balloti
Lineage: Eukaryota; Metazoa; Mollusca; Bivalvia; Pectinida; Pectinidae
Product: macrophage mannose receptor 1-like
Exons: 8
Coding region: 1-975 (324 amino acids)
Source: RefSeq, a predicted model, not a curated record
AUGACUUACCUUGCAAGAUUCGGUCCGAUUUUCAUAGUUGUGUUGGGUCAGGUGAUCUGUGGAUGUCCAAACGGCUGGGAAACCUAUAAUAGUUCCUGCUAUUUUGUGUCCGAUGACAGGAAAAACUGGACUGCAGCAUCGGACGCAUGUUCAUCGUUCCACGCCCACCUCGCUGAAGUUGAAGAUGCACAAGAGGACAAUUUCUUGAGGCAAAUGCUUAUACAACUUCAUACUGACCAUCGUGACUUUUGGCUCGGCGGGAAUGACAUAUUUGUGGAAGGAGACUGGAGAUGGUAUGAAAGUGGUCAGUACCUGGAUUACACUAACUGGAACCCGGGCGAGCCAAACAAUCACCACUCCUCUGGCGAGGACUGUUUAGAAGGAUAUCUCACUUAUUCUCAUUCGACUUUCCGAUGGAGAGAUCGACCAUGCAUGAUCAGAAUUUUUUAUAUUUGUGAGAUAAAGGAGAACAGUUCUAUAAUACAGUUCACUAACUACAGAGAUAAUGAAGAUCGUGGCAAUGUCUUUGGUACUGAAGGCAAUGAGGCGGUCCGAGGAUGUCCGAACGGCUGGGAAUCAUUUGAAGGCUCCUGCUACUUUGUGCCCAACAUGUCGGAAGACUGGUCCGCGGCAUUGAGCACAUGUAAAUUGUACCAUGCUCAUCUAGCUGAGAUUGAAGAUGCGUACGAGAACAAUUUUCUGAAACAGUUGGUCAACAAGUAUCAUGAUGCACAUUCGCACGGUAGGAUGUUUUGGUUGGGAGGAUCAGACUCGUUUGUGGAGGGAGAUUGGCGAUGGUUGGAAAAUGAUGAGCGUUUCGGUUACACAAACUGGAACCCAGAUGAACCAGACGAUAAUCAUGAGGAGAAUUGUAUAGCAGCAGUCCUCAGCAGCUCGCACUUAUAUUGGCGUGAUCUGAAGUGUAACGACAGAAACAACUUCAUUUGUGAGAUUGGGUAUGUUUGUAUUCGUUAA